AUGCAUGUAUACUCGGUCCGAGUAUAUUUCGACAAUCUUCUUAAUGUGGGUCGUGAAGUUGCAGACGUGGAGCAGGAAAUAAACCCACCAACCGUUACGGACCUCGAAAAAUGCAUUAAAUACCUUAAAAACUACAAAGCAUCGGGUCUGGACACGAUAGCCGCCGAAAUGGUGAAGACUGCGGGCCCUGAACUAAUAGAGCGACUGCAUCACCUAAUCACGCAAAUCUGGCUUGAAGAAACCCUCCCGCAAGACUGGUGUUUAGGAAUAGUUAUACCGACCCACAAGAAAGGGGACAAGACAGUCUGCAGUAAUUACCGAGGCAUCUCAGUUCUGUCCGCGGCGUACAAGAUGUUUUUGGGGUGA
Molecule: messenger RNA, 366 nt
Organism: Danaus chrysippus (African queen)
Lineage: Eukaryota; Metazoa; Arthropoda; Insecta; Lepidoptera; Nymphalidae
Source: the annotation of a GenBank genome assembly